GUAGAAAAAAAAUGGCGGACAAGCGCUAAAUCCACAUCAGAAACAAACACACACGUUACAAAGCUAGGUAAACAUCCUCGGACACACCGAGCAACGUCUCCUUUUAGGCUCUGCUUCAGCGUUGAGCCCAGAUUAGCACUGGCUAGCCUCACUGUGCUGACGGAAAAAACAGGGAGCGGGUCGCUUUAAUUUGGACGCCAUCCCCCUUGGCGGAGGAAAAAGGCGCACUUCUAUUGAAAAGGAAAUCAUCCGGAGAGGAGAAACGCCGCUAAACGGUUAUGAAGUUUUAAGAGUGGAGGCCACUGUUGCAUCGUGAGCUUGGUCAGUAUUGUUGGAGCAUGAGGAAACCUGUACCACAGAAAGCUAUAGAGUGGAAAGAUGCCAGAAGGAUCAAGCAUGCCCGGAGUGGACGGCCCUCCCGAGUGCCCUCACAGUACCAAGGGCACUUCAGUUGGGAGAAAUACCUGAAAGAGACCGGUGCUGUUGCUGCACCUGCUUCAUGCUUCAGACAGAGCCUUACACCUCCAGUUAAUGAGUUCAAGGCGGGGAUGAAGCUGGAGGCCCAGGAUCCAAGAAACACCACGUCCACCUGCAUUGCCACAGUGGUGGGCCUGACAGGUUCACGGCUGCGGCUGCGUUUGGACGGGUCUGACAACAAGAACGACUUCUGGCGCUUGGUUGACUCCUCAGAGAUCCAGCCUAUUGGCAACUGUGAGAAGAAUGGAGGCAUGCUGCAGCCACCACUUGGUUUCCGUCUCAAUGCUUCCUCCUGGCCCAUGUUCCUUCUGAAAACAUUAAAUGGAGCUGAGAUGGCACCCUCUCGCAUUUUUCACAAGCAGGAGCCUCCCGCCCCAGAGCAGAACUCCUUCCAGGUGGGCAUGAAGCUGGAGGCAGUGGACCGGAAAAAUCCCCACUUUAUCUGUCCAGCCACAGUGGGCGCACUGCGGGGUGUCGAGGUGCUGGUCACCUUUGAUGGCUGGCGGGGAGCCUUUGACUACUACUGCCGUUAUGACUCACGAGACAUCUUCCCUGUUGGCUGGUGCGCCCUCACUGGAGACAACCUUCAGCCACCUGGCACCAAAGGUGUGAACCUAAACAUAGUGUUGCCUAAGAGCCUUGGGGCAUUGACAGACGGGAGCGUGGAGAGCCCAGCCAUGCACCCCACCCCAACGGUGGGCAGACCCCCCGGUCAGAGAGGACGUAAGCCAGGCCGCAGGAAAACCAAGGUCACAGGGCCCUGGGGUCAGAAGGCCUCAGCGUUGGGACCACAGAGCAUCCAGCCAGGCAAAGACCUGGGGCCCAUCAAGAUCCCUAAAAAACGAGGGCCCAAGCCUGGCAGUAAGUUGGGCUGGGCAAAGAGAGCAGGCUGGCUGGAGGAUGCAAUGGCUGGCCCAGGGCGGCCAGUGACAGGCCCAGGGCGAACUAGGGGCAGACUGCCUGCCAACUGGGCACAGAGGAUAGCUCUGCAACAGGCCCAGGCUCAGGCAGAACCUAUCAAGAUCCCAAAGAAAAGAGGGCCCAAACCUGGAAGCAAGAGAAAACCACGCGUGGUACCUAAUCCAGUCCCCACGUCUCCCACCAGCAGUACCCCAGAGCCUGACACCAGCACUGUACCUUUGGACAAUGCCACCAUCCCCAACUCUGCACUACAGGCUCCCACAGUUUGUGUGUACCUAAACAAGUACGGCAAGGUGGGACCCCAUUUGGACCAGAGGCGUAUCCAGCAGCUCCCGGACCACUUUGGGCCAGGCCGGGCCUCUUCAGUGCUUCAGCAGUGUGUACAGGCUUGUGUGGACUCUGCCCACAAUCAGGGCACCGUCUUCUCUUGUCUCAAAUCUGGCCAAGGUGGCGAAGUCAUUUCAGCUUACUUUGAUCAGCAGCAGCAUACCCUGACCCUGCCUACAGUCAGCAGUGUCACCUACGUUCUCCGCUUCCUGGAAAAACUUUGCCACAACCUUCACUGCGAUGCUCUGUUUGGAAGCCAGCCUGUAGCCAGAGGAGGCCUGCACUACAACAGUCACACUUACACUACAGAGAGGCGAGGUUUUGGUGACAGCCUCACGACAGGCCCGGGCCGAGGGACCAAGAGGUUCCUUCAGAACUACAACAGCCCCUUACCACAGAAACUGGCCAAAAUCCCUCGGCACUCCUCUGAUGGUGAGUCCUUCAUGGAGAACAGCGCUGUGGCAUCAGAGCACUUAAAGAAGAGCCCUCUCUCUCCAAACUCUACGGGACUGACAGCCGGACUGAGGUCUCCCUCCAAGCUGCUGCACAACAACUUUACAGGUUCAGGCAGUUUCCGGGAGAGCCCGAGGCCCAGUGGUCAGGACCCCAACCUGUGGACAGUGGAGGAUGUCAUGCAGUAUAUCAGAGAUAUUGACCCAGUGCUGGCUCCACAUGCUGACCUUUUCAGAAAACACGAGAUUGACGGCAAAGCACUCCUGUUGCUUCGUAGUGACAUGAUGAUGAAAUAUAUGGGCUUGAAGCUUGGUCCCGCCCUCAAACUCACCUUCCACAUUGACAAGCUCAAACGACCCUGAGGAGGUCAGCCGACCAGCAGCAGCCUUCCAAAGGACUAAACUCCAACCUCCCACCUUCCUGUUGUAGAAUCAGUAUAUCAUGCACUGCAUAUUGGAUGUAUGCUGACCAUUUACAUGUAGCAACUUCCAUCAGACCACCAUAUCUGGUAUUACAUACCCCUGUCCUGACCUCAUCCAAUGAGGAAUGUUUAUUUUGUGUAGCACAAUCCAGCCCUAAGGCAGCAUGGGAUACGUAGGAUCAUCCACUUGUCUGUCAUCUGUUUUGCAUUUCAGUAUAACUUGAAGAGUCAUAUGUGGCCAUUUUAACUGUAAAAGGCUUUUUUGGCCUGCUUUUAUUACGUUACAUUUAUUCUGUACAUUUCAUAUUUUGUACUUCAUGAAUAUAUGGACUUGUAUUUUUGCCUUUUUCAACGGUUUGUGUUGGAUAUGCUAAAAGAAAGAAAACCCUAAAAGAAGAAAUCACUACAUUCAUCCCAAUAGUUGGGAAUUCUUCAGAUUAACGUCUCUGUUUGAGGCACAAUUUUUCAACUACAACAAUAUUAAUUAUGGGGAGAAUAAACAUUUUAUGAAAGGAAAAAAAAAUUUUAUUCUGAAAAUACUGCCAUGAGGAAAUCUGUUUCUUUUGUCUUCUCCUGGAUGUUGUUUACAAUGCCUUGUCUUGUCUUUGUUAUUUGUACUUUUUUAAUUUUUUAUACUAUAUUAUUAGAGUUCCUACAUGGAGAGUCCUAUCAUACUUAACAUUGUUCAAUAAAUCUAUAAUA
Toxotes jaculatrix (banded archerfish) is the source of this 3301-nucleotide messenger RNA. Its product is annotated as polycomb protein SCMH1. Gene Ontology annotation, cellular component: nucleus. The coding region runs from base 339 to 2540 and encodes 733 amino acids. Lineage: Eukaryota; Metazoa; Chordata; Actinopteri; Toxotidae. The record is from RefSeq and is a predicted model, not a curated record. The transcript has 17 exons. Gene Ontology annotation, biological process: regulation of DNA-templated transcription. Gene Ontology annotation, molecular function: protein binding.